Molecule: messenger RNA, 471 nt
Organism: Cetraspora pellucida
Lineage: Eukaryota; Fungi; Glomeromycota; Glomeromycetes; Diversisporales; Gigasporaceae
Source: the annotation of a GenBank genome assembly
AUGAAUGACAAUAAUGAAAUAAGUAUAAAAAACUACUUUGAAGAAGCAUAUUGUGGUGAUGUAACUAUAAAAGAACUAUCUACAAGUGUUAAAAUAAUUAUCUUAAGAGAAAAAGAUUUAUUUUCAAAUUUUAAUGAAGCUGAACAACAUGUACAACAAUAUGCUAAGUUUAAGGAAUUCAAGAUAAGACUAGGUCAAAAUACUAUAAUUGAAAUGAAAGAUAAGAAAAUUAUACAAAAAGAACUAUUCUCUGUUGUCACUCUGAAAUGUGUUUACUAUAUAGCAUACUUGUUUAAUAUUGAAAAAAUUGAAAAUAUGUUUACAGAUGAACUGUCUGAAAAUACAAGUCCUCCUGAAUCUACAAGUGGUUCUUUGGUUGAUAUUGAAACUAUAAAUAGCUUAGGCUUGGAAUUAAUACCUUCUUAUAUAAAAUUAUUUUUAAUUGAGCCAAAUGAUGAACAUGAUCUUUAA